Molecule: messenger RNA, 579 nt
Organism: Talaromyces marneffei
Lineage: Eukaryota; Fungi; Ascomycota; Eurotiomycetes; Eurotiales; Trichocomaceae
Exons: 4
Coding region: 1-579 (192 amino acids)
Source: RefSeq, a predicted model, not a curated record
AUGCUGCUCCAACUCGUCCGUUUCACACUGGUUCCAUCUCUGACUCUUGCCUCCCAGGAACUUGCACAGCUCCUGUGGCACAAGAAUUUCACGAUAGCCAACAAACCGGCUGCGGUUGGUCUAGAUCGCAUCAUCCAGGACCCAGCCACAACGAUGCUGUAUGACUUUGAAGACUCGCAGCUGGAACAACUGACACGAGGCAUCGAGGCGCCAAUCUGUGAAUUUGCCUUUAUCCGCUUGUCACCCAACGCCCCAUUGACUGAUCCUGCCCUGCGCGCCUCACUGCACAAGACAUAUACCGACUGCUAUAAAAUACAGGGAUUCGUGGGCGGACAGUGGACAUAUUGCCUCAAUGCCAACCAACCCGAAGGCGUCGCUCUUUCGGAUGGAAACCCUCUCCUCCUCAACCAAGAUAACAGGCGCCUAGCACUGUACUUCCUUGGAUGGGAGAGUAUAGAGUUACAUCAACAUGCAUGUCUAACUCCCCUUUUCGCGGAGGAGAUUGAUAAAUUACAGCCGUGGUUUUAUAAUGGUAGUGGUGCAUGGUAUAACAGCUUUCGGAGGUACGAUCGGCAAUGA